Molecule: messenger RNA, 1264 nt
Organism: Tachysurus fulvidraco (yellow catfish)
Lineage: Eukaryota; Metazoa; Chordata; Actinopteri; Siluriformes; Bagridae
Gene: tmem150c
Product: transmembrane protein 150C
Exons: 8
Coding region: 380-1123 (247 amino acids)
Source: RefSeq, a predicted model, not a curated record
AGAGAGCGAGAGAGACAGAGAGUUAGACAGAGAGAGAGAGAUAGAGACAGACAGACAGACAGACAGAGAGAAAGAGAGAGACAGAUAGACUUGUCAGAGAGCAAACGAGAGAAUGGACUGUACAAAAAAACCGCAUCUCUGUCUGUAGGUGUUUUUAUGCACUGUAACAUUUCCGUGUCAACCUUCCUGAAAACUCCUUCCUGAAAACUGCCCGGUUUGUAUGUGCUGUAAUGUAAAAGCCAGUGUGAUACAUUCACACAUGCUGCCUCCAUCCAGCCGGACCACGAGAGAGGAGCCGGUCGUCAUCAAAUGAAGAGAAGACGAGGAUUACAUCCGAACAAAAGUGCACUUAUCACAAGGUCAAGCUUGAUUAAGAGCCAUGAGGAAGUGUAGCCCUUGGACAUUUCUUCCUGUUAUGUUUUCAUUCUUCACAGCAGCAGGCUUGUGGGUUGUCUAUUUUAUAGCAGUGGAGGAUGACAAAAUCACACCACUAAGCUCUGAAUAUAAGAAAUCAGUUUCAAAGUCUCCUCCAUAUAUAAGCAUUGCAGGCGAUGCUCCACCAGCCAGCUGUGUUUUUAGCCAAGUCACAAACAUGGCAGCCUUUGUGGGCUUCAUCCUCGGGGUCCUCAGAUACUUGCAAUUGAAGCCACGAGUACACAAACCCUGGCUCAACAUCAUCAGUUUGGUAGCUCUAUCAUUGGCCUGCUUUGGUAUGACCUUAGUUGGGAAUUUCCAGUUGUCAAAUGAUGAGGAGCUCCAUAAUAUUGGCACAUCCAUGACAUUUGGCCUAGGCACAUUGUUUUGUUGGGUCCAGUCAUUCAUGACUCUGAAGGUCAACUUGAGGAACGAAGGCAGACGUGCUUGCAUACCCCGCUUCCUGUUGUCUGGAGCAAUCACUUUAUGCAUGCUGCUUUAUUUUGCUUUAAUGGCCCAGCGUCUGCAUAUGCAUGCUGCCCGGGCACAGUGGGCACUGGUCAUGUUCCUCUUGGCAUUCCUGGGCACGUUUGCUAUCGAGUUCCGUCAUUAUCACUUCGAGAUCGUGUGCAGCGAUGAUCAGGAGCCUCCAAUGAGCCUGUCAGAAAGCUUCUCUGAGGCUUCAGAGUACCAAUCAGACCAGCUAUAAGACUCUUCCGGUUCUGUUUCUAUAGCAGAAUUACUAUAACUUCCAUUAUUUAUUAGUUUCAAUAAUAAUGCAUGUCUGUUGAAUGUCAUCUCUCUGGAGUAAUCUGUGAAAGAAUAUGUUUCUUUCUCACAGGUAGACUAC